Plodia interpunctella (Indianmeal moth) is the source of this 1512-nucleotide messenger RNA. RefSeq names its product SOX domain-containing protein dichaete-like. Gene Ontology annotation, molecular function: DNA-binding transcription factor activity, RNA polymerase II-specific; RNA polymerase II cis-regulatory region sequence-specific DNA binding. The record is from RefSeq and is a predicted model, not a curated record. The transcript has a single exon. NCBI's taxonomy places the organism in Eukaryota, Metazoa, Arthropoda, Insecta, Lepidoptera, Pyralidae. Gene Ontology annotation, biological process: cell differentiation; regulation of DNA-templated transcription; anatomical structure morphogenesis. The coding region runs from base 138 to 875 and encodes 245 amino acids.
AACUGAACCGUCAGUCUAUCGCUCGCCUUCGACGCGACACAAUCGCCUCUUCGUCUGUGCUCAUUAACGCAUUGUGCCAUACAUCAUAGAGCUAAUGCUCUAUUAGAACUUUUGACAGUUUAUUUUAUUCAUUCACCAUGUCUACUUUGAGUCAUCAUCCUUAUGCGUUCUCCAUGCACCCGGGCAUGUUGCCGGAGUACCCGAGCGCGCCGCAGCCGCUGCCGGCGUCUUCGCCGCAAUCAGAGGGCCACAUCAAGAGGCCGAUGAACGCCUUCAUGGUCUGGUCGAGACUCCAGCGCCGCCAGAUAGCGAAGGACAAUCCGAAGAUGCAUAAUUCCGAGAUCUCCAAAAGGUUGGGAGCUGAAUGGAAGUUGUUAUCAGAAAUGCAGAAAAGACCGUUCAUUGAUGAGGCGAAACGCCUGCGAGCGUUGCACAUGAAGGAGCACCCUGACUACAAGUACAGGCCGCGCAGGAAGCCGAAGCCGCCGACGCCCGGCGGCGCCCCAGGAGCUGGCGCGUUCCCGAGUUUCCCGCUGCCUUACUUCGCCGGCCCGGCUCCAACCGUUGGACAUUUGGAUGCGCUAUCAUACCCCGCAGUGCCACCAUAUUUCCCGCAUCAGUUGGACCACCUACAGUUCUCGAAAUUGAUGGCGCCGUCGGAAAAGUUGCCGACGGUGUCGUCCUCCGCUGCCGCCGUCGUGUCAUCGUUCUACUCGUCACUGUACACUUCGCCGGCGGCACCACCCAAACCCUUUUCAUCGCCUCUGUUCCCACCAUACGGAGCAGCGCCCUCGUCGCCAGUGUCUCCAGUGACCCCCACACAACACAGCCCUCACGACGACCAGCUCAGGCGGCCGGUCUCCGUCAUAUAUUGAAGACCAACGUGCCUGCCUUAGAAGACCACAGUCCUCUGAGGUUCGGCAGACGGAUAUAAGUGUAAAUUUGUGACUUUAAAAUAUUACAGACAUUAUUUAUUGAUCUUAGAGUUAUAGAAGCUGUAAAGAACGAGUGUCUCAUAUCAGUGUAAAUAUUGAGAGGUUAGGCCUUAGUGGCGAGCGCUUGAGUUGACUGUGAUUUUGUUUUUGAUGCAUCUUUAAUUUUAAGGUAAAGUAGCGCCGGUUAGCUAAGUGAAGUGAGAUUGGUACCAAAAAGAGAUUAUUUUCUAACUGUAUAGAUUUCUCUACGAUUAGCUCAGUAGUUUAAAUAAUUGUACUUAAUUAAUGUGGUUUCAGAUUUGUUUUCUUAUCAUAAUCUUGUCUGUUGAGUUUGUUGUUUAGUACCGGGGUCCCUGUGGGUACCUAUCACUACUUUUGCAUUGCUAUGUAUUUUAUUUAUUGAUCCUGGUGUAGAAGUACUUAUCGGUACAUUAGUUGUCUAAAUUGUAAGUUGUUAGUGCAUCCCAGUGUACAUAUUAGCGAUUAAUUACAAAUCGAUGUCAGUACCAACGAUGUAUUAUAGUAAUGGAGAUUUGUUAAUGCCAUAAAAAUAAACUCUAAAUUGUUUUUAUUUUAA